Messenger RNA from Quercus lobata, 8298 nucleotides. RefSeq names its product helicase protein MOM1-like. The transcript is spliced from 20 exons. The record is from RefSeq and is a predicted model, not a curated record. NCBI's taxonomy places the organism in Eukaryota, Viridiplantae, Streptophyta, Magnoliopsida, Fagales, Fagaceae. The coding region runs from base 217 to 7881 and encodes 2554 amino acids. Gene Ontology annotation, molecular function: ATP binding. Gene Ontology annotation, biological process: heterochromatin formation.
ACCUUGACAACAGCGUUUAUAUUCUAAUUUUCCCAGCACCAAACAAACACUCAACCUAACUUAUAAACUUUCUCUUCUUUUUCUCGGAAAAUCAAAAACUAAAAAUCUGGAUUAUUAUUUUCCCUGGAAAAUAAUUCAAUAUCCGCAUUUGCAUGCAGGGUUUUGAGCAUCUGACAAUGUCAAUCUGAAACGAAAUGUUUUCACAGAGUUGAAGGCAUGGCAAACGAGACUCGACCUAGUCGAAGUGUUAAAGACGAUGAGAGUAACAAUUCGAAAGUGAGGCAGAGCAGUGGUAAAGAAUCGACUACCUCUGCUGGCUCUGCGGCAACGUCUGGGUUAAGAAGGUCUGUUAGAGAAACUUCAUCGUCGAAGAGGACGAAGGUUCCGAGCCCUAGUCCGCCGACUAUUCGGAAAUCUGAGCGGCUUGAGGAGAAGCGUACGCCGAUUCAGAGGAAAUCUGAGAGGAUUGAGAAGAGGGAAACGCUGAGUUCUCUUAGGAGAUCUGUUAAGAGUAAGAAGAUUACCAAGUCGAGUUCUUCUGGAUCAAAGAAAUCUGGGAAGAGCUCAAGCUCAUCUGUGGCGAAGCCGAAGAAGGAAAAGAAGGAGAAGAGUGUGAAGGAGUUGACAAUGGAAACUAAAGAGUUAGGGAAAAGUGUAGAAGAGGAUGAAUCUGUUGCUGAACCGGUGAAAAAAAAGCGAAUGGAUGCUCGGGCUUAUAGGGCAUUGUUCAAAAAACAACCAAAGAGGGUCAAUGCUGCAGCGCAUCACGAGGAGCAGAAUAGGCUGGAUAAGUUCUCCCAGGGAGGUAGCAGCAAUCGUGGGGGUGGCGAAUGUAGUAGAAGGCAGGAGGAGGAACCGGCAGAGGAAACUUUGGUGGGAUUGGAUUCUAGUGUACACAAAUUUGCAAAGGGAAAAUUAGAAGAUAAAAGUGGAGUGGAAUUGUCCCACCCAAGCCAGAGGCAUAUCUCUUCUGCUGAAAGUUGCAGGUCUGAUGAUGGAGAUGGCAUGGAAGUUUCUCAGAGUGGUGAUUCUUCGUCAUUUAAUAAUGCCAUGGCCAAAGCAAUGAGUGAUGGUCCUGAAAGGGUACAGGCAGAUUGUUUUGUAAAGGAAAAUUUACAGACACCCGAUUUGAUAGAUUCCACACUGAAAGGAGGGUCACUUGACGGUGACUCAGGAAAGUGUCAGGAAGUCGUACCUGUAAAUAAUAGAAAAAGAAAGUCAGUGGAAAUGGGUUCUGAUACUUCUGCUAUAAUUGCAAGAAAAGAUACCUGCACCCCAAUAGCUGAUGCCAUCUCUUCAAUGCCACCUGCGUGUGAAAGAAAUGAUCUUGUUGAGACAUGUGGCACAUGUUUUAAGAGGCAAAGAGUGGAUCAUGAUUCGACGAAGCCAGAGUUCUGCCCUUGCAACAAGAAGUUGAGCCAGGGGUUGCGUGACAUUUCCAUUAAUAAGGAUAGAGGGAAACCUGGAGACAAUGUUACAGUUGGUUAUUCUGGAAAGCGCAACGAUUAUUUGCAGCAAAAGGAAUCUUCUGUAGAUCUUCAAAGAGAAAGUGACCAAAAUAUAUGCCUUUCUUGCAAGCUUGGCGGGAAGCUAUUGUGCUGUGAAGGAAGAGGCUGCAGAAGAAGUUACCAUCUUUCUUGUCUAGAUCCUCCUUUGGAAGAUGUUCCCCUUGGAGUUUGGCACUGUCCUGUAUGUGUGAGGAAGAAGAUAGAAGCAGGUGUACAUUCAGUGUCAGAGGGUGUGGAGUCAAUCUGGGAUGAAAGAGAAGUGGAGGUGUUAGAUGUUGAUGGUUUGCAAAAGCAGAAGCAGUUUUUUGUUAAAUACAAAGGUCUGGCUCAUGUUCAUAAUCGUUGGGUGCCAGAAAGUCAACUCAUUCUUGAAGCUCCAUCUCUUGUUACGAAAUUCAACCGAAAACACCAGGUUGUGAAGUGGAAGCAAGUAUGGACAUUGCCACAUCGUUUGCUGCAAAAAAGAUUGUUAUUGUUAUUGUCUCCCAGAGAGUGUGAUAAAUAUCAUAAGGGGCCUGCUGGUGAUAAUCUAGGUUGCCACUACGAAUGGCUUGUGAAAUGGCGCAGUCUAGACUAUGAGCAUGCUACAUGGGAAUUGGAGAAUGCUUCAUUUUUAUGUUCACCUGAAGGUCUGGGCCUUAUUAGAGAUUAUGAAAAUCGUCGCAGAACAGCAAGGUCAACUUCUAGAGUAGAUAAGAUGGCACAGAGAGAAAGAAGUUCCUCAGAUAAAUUGUUGCAGAUGACAGCUGGAGGUUCACCUGCAUUUGACAAUAAUUAUCUAGACUACGUUAACAAGCUACGUGAAUUUUGGAACAAAUGCCAGAAUGCAGUUGUUAUUGAUGAUCAGGAACGCAUUGUGAAGGUGAUUGCGUUUAUGUUAUCUUUGCAGCCUGAUGCCCAUCAGCCGUUUCUCAUCAUCUCAACUUCCACAGCACUUUAUUCUUGGGAUCAUGAGUUCUUGCGUUUGGCACCAUCUCUCUAUGUUGUGGUUUACAAUGGAAACAAAGAUAUGCGAAAAUUUAUCAGGACACUAGAGUUCUAUGAGGAUAGCGGUUGCCUAUUGUUUCAAGUACUUAUAACCUCACCAGAAGUUAUAAUGACGGAUCGUGAUAUGUUAGAAUGCAUACGUUGGGAAGCAAUAGUAGUUGAUGAGUGCCAACGUUCUGUAAUUUCUUCACAUUUUGAACAUAUUAAGAUGUUGCAUACUGAUAGGAGGCUUCUUCUUGUCAAUGGUCAAUUAAAGGAUAGCAAAGAUGAAUAUCUUAAGUUGCUUUCUGUGCUUGACUCUCCGGGUGAUUUGAAUACUGAUGAUGUUUCAAUAGCUAGUUCCAAUGAAAAUGUCUAUAAAUUGAAGGAAAGGUUGUCAAAGUAUAUUGCAUAUGGAUGCAUGUCAGACUCUUCUAGGUUUCUAGAGUACUGGGUACCAGCACAGUUAACUAAUGUGCAGCUUGAGCUGUAUUGUGCUACUCUACUCUCAAAGUCCAUGGCACUUCGCUCAUUUUCAAAGAAUGACUCUGUUGAGGCUCUCCGUGAUAUUCUUAUUACUACCCGGAAGUGUUCUGAUCAUCCCUAUGUUGCGGAUCCAUCCCUCCAAGAGUUACUAACUACAGGCCUUCAACCAGUUGAGUAUUUAGAUGUUGGAAUAAAUGCAAGUGGCAAGCUACAACUUCUUGACUUGAUGCUUAUGGAGAUAAAAAAACGAGGUUUAAGAGCACUUAUUCUUUUUCAGGCGAUUGGUGGUUCUGGAAGAGAUACUAUUGGAGAUAUUUUGGAUGACUUCCUGCGUCAAAGAUUUGGUGCAGAAUCUUAUGAACGUGUUGAAAUGGGUGUUAUACGUUCUAAGAAGGAAGCUGCUAUGAAUAUGUUCAACAACAAGGAGUGUGGGAGGUUUGUGUUUUUAUUAGAAUACCGUGCUUGUCUUCCAAGCGUGAAGCUGUCAUCGGUUGAUACUGUACUAAUAUUUGAUAGUGAUUGGACUCCUAUGAAUAAUUUAAGAGCUCUGCAAAGGAUAACACUUGACUCACAGCCUGAGCAGAUAAAAAUAUUCCGUUUAUAUUCAUCUUUUACUGUGGAAGAAAAUGUUCUAAUCCUUGCAAAGCAAAAAAAGAUAUUUGAAAGCUUACAGAACAUUACCCGGAGUACUAGCCAUAUGCUGCUCAUGUUGGGGGUAACUCAUUUAUUUGAUAAUUUGGAUAAGUUCCAUUGUGGCAAUACUCCAGCCUCUAGUGCAAGUAAUAUGUCUGAACAAUCACGUAUGAAAGAUAUAGUCCGGGAGUUCUUGUCCAUACUUCAGAAUGGUGAAGCCACUGACACAAGUAACUUGUCUAUAAUUUUGAAAGUUCAACAAGUAGGAGGAUCUUACAGCAUGAGUUCUCCAUUGCCUGGUGAGCUUAUAGUUCCUCCAUCAGAUGAAUCACAACCCCACAUUUUUUGGGCAAAAUUGUUGGAGGGAAAGAAUCCUCCAUGGAAAUAUUGUGUUGGUUCAUCUCAGAGGAAUCGGAAAAGGGUUCAACAUAUUGAUGAGUUGCCAAGGAGAUCAGAAGUUGACAGCGAAGAAGUUGUAAAGAAACGCAAGAAGGUGGUCAACAGUAAUGUUGAUCCACCCUUUCUUAAAUGUAGACCAGAGGAAAGAACAAAUGCAGGGGACAAGGAAGGUGAGCAUAUUGUGUCUCAAUCUGUCCGUGGGUCAACUGCUCUUGUGAAUGAUAACCUUGAUGCAAAUCAUGCUCCUACCUCACCUUGGUUGGCUAAUAGUAUUUCAGAAUUACCAGAAGGUAACACGAGUGAGUCUGAGGAACGGAGAAAAUUGCAUGAUGCACAGAAGAUUCUCCAUCUUGAUUUGAAGAAACAGAUAAAACAACUAUGCCAAAUCCUACAACUCACAGAGGAUGUCAAGGACAUGGUUGAAAAGUUUCUUGAAUAUGUAAUGACUAAUCAUCAUGUCAACAGAGAACCAGAGACAAUAUUGCAGGCUUUUCAGAUAUCUCUGUGUUGGACUGCAGCUUCAUUGUUAAAGCACAAAAUUGACCACAAAGAGUCGCUUGCACUUGCGAAACAGCAUCUAAAUUUUGACUGCAAGAAAGAUGAGGUGGACUAUGUUUACUCAUUGUUGCGGUGCCUGAAGAAAAUGUUUUUAUGCCGUACAGGGAUUUUCAAAGUUUCAGAUUAUCCAAAUGUUUGCGAAUUGUCAAGUAAAGGUGUUACAGAUGACCAUUCACGUGCGAGGCUUUCACGUUCAAUGACAUCUAGCCCACAAAAGGUGAAUGGAGAGGUUGAAACUCUGUCAUUGCAUCAAGAAUUCUCUGAUAAACAGGUCCUUUCCCAGCUAGGAUCAGUGCCUGAAUUUAGAUUAGCACUGAAAGAUGUCACAAAAAGUAUCAAAGAAAUUCAGAAGAAGUGUAACAAGCAGUUGAUGAAAGUUAGUCAGAAGCAAGAGGAAGAAAAGAAUGAGAUUAAGCGAACUUAUGAGGAAGAAAAGUCACUUCUUGAGAAAAAGCACAGAAUGGAAUCAACUAUAUUCCGUACUUGUUUGCAAAGUAAUAUUUCUUUGAGAGCAGAUAAGCUUAAGAUACUGGAUAAUGAAUAUGUAAACAAACUUGAAGUUCUGGCACAGCAGCUAGAAAUGCGCCUAAAAACUCUAGAGGAUAUGCAUCAAGCUGCAAGAAACAAGUUGGCUGAGAGGGAGGCCCGCUGGGUGGAAGAUGUAAAGUCCUGGGCUCAAGUUGAAUUAAUGGGCAAGACAUGUUCAAAUGGGCCUGAGUGUGGAGUGAAAUGCUUGCAGACAACUGAACAAGUUACAGUUCAUGCUGGUCCUAAGAAUGUUGCACCUGUUUCUGGUCAUCUAUCAGAAGAGUGUAUUCCUCGCAAAACUGCACCUAGUUUACCAGGCCAUGGAUUGGGAUUUAUUGAAUUACCAGAAAAUGUGCCUGACAAAGCUGUUGCAUGCAGUGGUGCCGUUGAAACACUGGCUCCCCUGCAUAGGCCUGAUACUGCGAAUGAUGAAUCAAAUACCAUCAGUUCUGAGAGUGUCUCAGUUACUGGAUUUGUGAACUGCAAUGGAACUGGCACUUCAGGUGAUGUUCAAGUGAAAAUUGGCUCUAUUAAUCCUUGUACCAAAGAGUGUAAUCGUGAUGGAGCCACUUCUAGUAAGCCAGAUGAUGAGGUUCUACUGGAAGUGCCUGAAACUGUCAGUUCCAGUGAUGGUACCAAGAAAGUGGUCCCAUCUUCAUCUGAAGAAGGGAGAGACACAUUAAGUGUGCCUCAUGGAGAAGUUCCAAUGGGAAUUCAUGAUAGUUCAACUGAGUUUCCAGAGAAGGUACUCUCGUUGAAUUUGCCUUCUACUGAGCAGAUUCCUGAUGAGGCUACAUUAAGUGUGCCUGGCACAGAGGUUCUGUUGAAAGUUCCUGAAACUCACAAUUCCAAUGAUGGUCUGCAAAAUGUUGUCUCUGUUGAUGGAUCCAGUCUACCAACUGAAGGGGUUCCAUUUGGAGUUCCUGAGACUGUUAGUUCCAAUGAUGGUCUGGAGAAUUUUCUUUCUGUGACUCCGCUUUCAUCUGAUGAACAAAUUCUUGACAGAGCUUCAUCAAGCAUGCCUAAUGGAGAAGUUCAAUUGGAAAGUGCUGCCAGUAAAGUGGUGGAGUUUAAUAACACCAACAACCACAAUGAUGGAUCAUAUGCUGUGGCCUCAGAUCAUUUUAUUAGAGUUGACCAGCAGGAUGGAGUGGAUAAUACUAUCAAUCAAAACUCUCAUUCUCAGAUGCUCUCUCUGGUAAAUUCACCUUCAGUGCAGCCCAUGACAACCUUGGAUCAAGGAAGUCCUUUGCCAUUUGAACAGGCACUCCAAGAUGAAGGCACACCAAUCUCCACAUCUGCCCGUUUUCCAGUUAGAGAUGCACCAGCUAAUGAGAUGCAGAAUACUUCACAUCAAGUUGAAUCUUCAGUAUCUAAUCAAGAUGAAGCUGUGCCUUCCAAUCGAUUGAAUCAUGAAGCGGCCACAACAGAGCCUUUGACGCAAAUACAGCUGUUAUCACCUGCAGAUUCACACACUGGCAAUAAUGUUGAUUUACCUUCAACUGGUGGAAUCGAACCUCAGCUAAGCUCUGGAGGCCAUACAUCCAACCAACUUGCUCAGACUCCUACACAAGCAGUUGAGAAUCCUGUUGAGCUUUCAAAUCAAGCUGUUUCGCAACCUUCAACAUCUUAUGCAUCACAUUUGCCCAUUGAUGCACCUAUGGUUGGCUUGGGAACACAUUUAUCAGACACCAGGAUGAUGCCCACUACAGAAAUUAGUAAUCCUCCUAUUCCAAAUGCAGCCCCUGUGGCAUCCAGCAUGUCUUUGCUUUUGUAUCCUGACCCACUUCAAUAUGAGUUCGAAAGAAUACGUAAAGAAACAGACCAAGCCGAGAACUCCCAUAAAGAUGCAAAGUUGCAGCUCAAGUCUGAUUGUGAGAAGGAGAUUGAGGAGCUUACUGCCCAAAUUCGUAGGAAGUAUGACAUGAAAAUUCAGGAGAUGGAAUCUGAAUUUCUGCUUAAAAAGAAGGAACUGGAUGCAAAUCGUAACAAAGUUCUAAUGAAUAAGAUCUUGGCCGAGGCUUUUAGGUCUAAAUGCAUGGAUCUUAGGGUACCUGGUCCAUCAGGAAUGCCGCGAGAUGUGAAUUUAAGUUUCGUGCAGCAGCUGUUUCAGCUAUCGAUGCAGCAAAAUGCACAAAGACCUCUUACAGCCAGUCCAUCUUCAGCCAGCCCGUCUGGAGCUAGUCUGCAGAAUACCAGUUUACCUGCAGCUAGCCUUCAGACCAUACCACCUGCAGCUAGCCUUCAGACCAUACCACCUGCAGCUAGUCCUCAUAUUACAAACCCAACUGUGCAGACUUUUAACCAUUCAUCUUCAGUUUUCCCGAGUAUUCCAACAAGACCUCCCAACAUCAGCCCCAUCUCCCCUCCCACAGGAAAUCUCCAGGUUGGCAGUGAAAUUCGUGCCCCAGCUCCACACCUGCAGCCUUUUAGACCUACAUCCGUGUCUCCAAUCAGUCUCCCUUCUCUUCAGCGUGGGCUGCCUAGUCAGCAGGCACCUUGCAACUCCACUGCAACGUCUACCUCACUUGCCCAUCAGCAACCCCGAGCAGCAGCACCUACAUACCAACCUGGUCCUUACAGUAGGGGCCAGUGGCUUGAAACUUCUGGUGGGUUGCCAUCUGCUCUGGAGUUGCUUAUGGACGUUGACAGUCAAUCUGGUGCAAAGUUGCGCCGACAACCUGAGUUAUGCUCAAACUUUGACUCCCUAAACAUCUCAGAAUUCGGCACAAGUAGUACACGGGUCAAUGCUGUCCGUACAGGUGGAAGCCCUGACAUUGUUUGUUUAUCAGAUGAUGACUAACCAGCCUAGGGAUUUUGUAUAGUAUGUGCAUACUGUCUAACUACCCCAUUAGUGUUCCUUGGAGCCCUGUAACUUUGUGCCUGAAGGAAAGCUUGUGACCUGGCCUAGUGAGAGGAUGGAAAAGCUGUACUGCUGAUGCUAGGAAUUUGCUGCCGUACAUUGUCGUUUUUUGUUCUAGUUGUGCAAUGCAAAAUUCAUUGUCUUUUUCCCUUGUAAUAUAUUUCUUUUGCUGCAUGGCUAGAAAUUUCAAGUUAUGAACUAAUGCAAAUGGGCUUUAAUAUUCAAUUCAUGAAUUAUUGUCGGACAGAGUUGUACUUAAAAUAAUCUUGUUAAAACUGAUGUGAUUACAUAUAGUGGUACUAAGCAUAACAUGCGAACAACCAAACGUGAGCAAAAUGUGCUGAAUUUAUGGUGGAA